AUGGCUGCCACUGAGAAACGCCCCGAGAUCAUUGAGCUAGCUCGGGGACUUGCACGAGUGCCUAUGUGUGAGGACUACGAGCGUAUGAUCUCCGGCAUGAUGUACAACCCAACAGUUCCGAUACUGCAAGAGGCUCGGCAUGUGUGCCGGGGACUUAACGCGGAUUACAAUGGUUUGGACACCAAGACGGUCUCAUAUGACGAGGUCGGCGACAAGCGUCUUGAGUUAUUGCGGAAACUCGUCGGGAAAGUGGGCGAUGGGACAUUCAUCGAGCCACCAUUUAUGACAGACUAUGGAUGUAAUACCAUGAUUGGAAAGGACUGCUUCUUCAAUUGGAACGUUACUAUCCUGGACACCAGUCUAGUUGUCAUUGGCGAUCGUGUACAGAUUGGAACUGGGGUCAGUAUCAUCACGGCUGGCCAUGAUACCAGCAUUCUGUCGCGCCGCAAGUUCGUUGAAUUCGGUCAUCCGAUCUUUAUCGAAGACGACUGCUGGAUUGGAAGUAAUGUGAUUAUUCUUCCCGGUGUGCGGAUCGGCCAGGGCUCAACAAUUGGAGCCGGGUCUGUUGUCACAAAGGAUAUCCCGCCUUUCUCUGUCGCUGUUGGAACCCCUUGUCGUGUGAAGAGGACGAUUCAAUCGGCGGAAGAAGAGGAGCAAGAUCCUAAUAAUCAAUACCGCAGUUUGGUUCGUGGGGAUUGA
Penicillium coprophilum is the source of this 699-nucleotide messenger RNA. Its product is annotated as sugar O-acetyltransferase. Lineage: Eukaryota; Fungi; Ascomycota; Eurotiomycetes; Eurotiales; Aspergillaceae. The transcript has 3 exons. Gene Ontology annotation, molecular function: acetyltransferase activity. Bases 1 to 699 code for a protein of 232 amino acids. The record is from RefSeq and is a predicted model, not a curated record.